AUGAGAAGUCCAAACACAAGAGCUAAGAUCUCUUAUUUUCUAGUUACUAUAAAUAAUGAUCAGAAUGUAUUUAAUCCUGGAGACGAAAUUUCACUAACUAUUCAUUUGAAGGUGCUUGAACCCUUGAAAGUAAGAGGUAUACAUUUAAAGAUAUGUGGUCAAUGCUAUGUCUUGUGGGGUGAUAAGAGAUCAGGGGAAAGUAAACGUUAUGAAGGAGAAGAUAAUUUUAUAACUGAGAGAAAAGUUGUCUGGGGAGAAGAAGGUGGAUCAGAGAGGGAACAUGUACUAUCUGCUGGAGAAUAUGCAUUUACAGAAAAUUACAUACUGCCUUUAGAAAUUCCUUCAUCAUUUGAAGGGAAGUAUGGUCAUGUUAGAUAUUGGGCCAAAGCUAAGAUUUACCGUAGAAAUUGGAAACAAGAUAUUAGCUCGGAAGAAUCACAUUUUUCAGUGAAUGGUGUGAUAGAUUUAAAUGAAGCACCACAUGCUCAGGAAGUAGUAAUAAGAAGUGAAGAGAAAUCAGUAUGUUGUUGGUGUUGCAAAUGUGGAUCAUAUAGUGUAGUGUUUCGGUUAGACCAUCGUGGCUUUGUAAUAAGUGGACCAAUAUUUAUCAUGGCUGAAAUUAGUAAUAAUUCUACCAACUAUGUCACUGCUACUGCCUAUUUAAUUAUGGUAAAUAUUGAUAGCAUCUAUUAUCAAUCAACUAUUAGUGUUAUAAAUAUGUCAUACAAAACUCCAUACAAAGAACAGAAAACUACAUUUAAAGCUGAGAAUAGUAGUAUUAAAUGUAAAGUAGUUAUAGCAGAAAGUACACAUGAGAGUAUAAAACCUGGUGGCAGUGAUAUCUGGAAUGAUCCUAUACUUAUACCUCCUGAAACACAACCUACUAAUCUAGGUGCAUCAACAAUAAUAGGUGUCGAUUACACAAUACAGUUUCACAUACAAACAGAUGGUUGUGAUUGUGAUGAUAUUAAAUUUAAAGAAAAGAUUAUACUUGGUACAGUCCCUUUAAAUAUGAUAGCAAGCUCAUCUAUAAUGUUACCAAAUGAUGAAUGUACACAACAAACUCCACUAAUAGCUCCACCAAGUUAUGAUGAGUGUAUAAAUAAACCUUCAUCUUCUAAACUUUAUAAACAAGACAGUUUACCAUCAUAUUCUGAGAUACAGUCUUACCCUCUACAUCAACAAAUUACUAGAAUAUAG
Lottia gigantea (owl limpet) is the source of this 1200-nucleotide messenger RNA. RefSeq lists its product as hypothetical. The transcript is spliced from 7 exons. Gene Ontology annotation, biological process: protein transport. Lineage: Eukaryota; Metazoa; Mollusca; Gastropoda; Lottiidae. Bases 1 to 1200 code for a protein of 399 amino acids. Gene Ontology annotation, cellular component: cytoplasm. The record is from RefSeq and is a predicted model, not a curated record.